Trichomonas vaginalis G3 is the source of this 777-nucleotide messenger RNA. RefSeq lists its product as uncharacterized. The transcript has a single exon. The record is from RefSeq and is a predicted model, not a curated record. Bases 1 to 777 code for a protein of 258 amino acids. Lineage: Eukaryota; Parabasalia; Trichomonadida; Trichomonadidae.
AUGAUUCUGAUUCCAUUUCUAUUAUUCUCCGCUCUUUCUGCACCACGCGAUGCUAUGGGACAUAGAUCUCGUAGACAUAGAAAGUCACGUAUAGAGCAAGGAAGCGAAAAUCCUAUUUCUCAUCAAGAUUUCAAUUUUGAUAUGCCUCAAGAUGGAAGUUUCGACCAAAUUGAUGACUCAUUCCCCAACACAGACUUAAGACAAGAUGGAUCUCGUGUUUGCAAGAAAGGUUACAUUUCAGAUUCUACUAUUGAUAAGAGAGGAUGCUGGAAAUGCGAUAAAGAGUGCGAUUCAGUCAGUCAAUGCUCAUAUCCAGGCAAUUGCAUUGCUAGAAUUCCAAAAAUUAAUAAUUAUAACGUUAAAAACAUCAACAAAUCCAAUUUUGUUGUUGUUAAUUACAGAAUUCCUAAUUUCUACUUCAAGAAAGAUCCAAAGCAGGCUUUCUGCAAAUAUGAUGAUUCAGUUGUUGAAGCAACAGUUGUUAACGUCAAACAGAUCUUCUGCCCAUCAAUAGAUUCUCCAUUUACAAAGCUUGCCAUCUCCUUUGAUCAGCAGAGCUGGUCACCAAUCCAAGGAGCAAAUCAGCAAAAGUCAAGCGGUUUACCAUACAUCAUCAUCGGUAUCGUUAUCGGUGUAGUCAUUGUUGGUUUGGCCGGAUUCGCUUUUCUCCUCAAGAACAAAAAAGUUUCAAAAGCUCCUCAUAGAGAAAGCAAUUCCAAGCCAUUAGCUUACUUCCCAACUGUUGAAGAUGGCGAGAAGAAGCCUUCAUACUAUUAA